Messenger RNA from Symphalangus syndactylus (siamang), 730 nucleotides. RefSeq names its product cohesin subunit SA-3-like. The record is from RefSeq and is a predicted model, not a curated record. Lineage: Eukaryota; Metazoa; Chordata; Mammalia; Primates; Hylobatidae.
AUCUUCUUACACUUGAUGUUUAUCCCAUCAUUGAUCCUGCUUCAUUCCCAGUAGUCAGCCCCUCACAGGCACCCAGAGGUCAAGGUUCUUGGGUCCACAGUAUUUCCAGACUCCACGCAACCCUUCAGGUCCUGGUCUGGGCAACCAGUUGAUGCGGUGUCUGAGAAACUCUGAGAGGUCCUCAAAGAACAGGUUAAAAAGUCCAACUCUUUACCCUUACAUCAGACUCAGCCUUGUAGAAGAGGACGAGGAAGAAGAGUUAGAAAUUCAGGAUGAGUCAAGUGAAGAACGGCAGGAUACAGACGUGCAAGCAAGUAGCUACUCUUCCCCCAGUGAGCGUGGGCUGGACCUCUUAGAUUCUACAGAGCUGGAUAUUGAGCUCCACUCCCUACCUCAAGGAUGUGACCACUUGGAAAAGGCAAAGAGAAAAGGAGCAAAAUGAAGCAGGGCUUCAGCCCUGGGCUCUGAGGGGAAGGAGUUGGGCAUUGUUUUUCCAACCUAACCUUUCCCUCUGGUGAUGUUGGGGUAGAGAAGCCAAGAGACCCUGUCCUCCCUAAUGCACUGUGGCCCAGUCCCCCUGCCUUUUUCCUGUUCUGUUUGGAGUGGAGAGGGGCAGCGCCUGUCUGUGUUUAAUGGAAAGAGCCCAUAGUCUCCUGGAUUUUUGGAACAUCUUUCUCAGCCUAUUUUGUGUCCUAAUGAUUGGCUCAAUAAACAUAUUUGAAUCCACGUU